UCAGGUAGAGUAGUUCGCGUUGCACUGGUCCCUGUAGAUAGCUAGAUAGAUCAGAAUUUCAUUCAUUUUCUUAUUGUUUCCAAAUAUAGUUGUCUUCUUGGCCAUCAAAAUCUGGUUGCAACACCAUGCCCUCCCUGAAAGCGUCUCUUAAAGCUGGACUCGCCUUCAUAGACUACCUUGGAGAGAGAAAAUCGAAAACCGACAAAAACGAACUUCGUGACAUCUAUAACUCCGAAUUUAGAAGGAACAGGGACGGAACCAAAGAUCCGAAUUUUUCUAACGUGCUGUAUGCAUUGGUGAGAUUCAAUAAGGCUAACACGCAGCGGGGGAAGGUAUACUUAAAUGCAAAGGUUCGAGUGUUCUAUGGAGACCAGUGGAGGAGGCCCCGUCGACAACAGAACGCCACUGCCCCACCUGUGGCAAAUGGAGGAGCUACAGUGUCCCCUGCCAGUGCAAUCCCAGCCCCUUCCUCUGCCCCUGCCCCAGCACCUGGAGUCCAGCCAGGAUCACAGGCCAAGAAGAGGCUGGCCAACAAGAUCCUUCAGAGCUUGAAGGUGAACAGGGCAGACUUUAUCUCGGACAAGGAGGGCAUCGUGAUCACCUCGGACCAUGAGAUGUUGGACGGCAAGAUCCGCUUCACCGUGGAGCGCCUGGAGGAGGCCUAUGUGGUGAAGCUGCACAUUCAGAACACGGGGCCCAACGCCCUGCACUUCACCUACUACACCGCCCUGCACCGCAUCCGCUGCUUCACGCUGGUGGACGAGAAGAGGGUGACGCGCGCCUGUCCUCUCCUUCUCAGCCCGGGUGACCGCUAUGAAAUUGAGGUUCAGUUCAGGUCUCAUCACAUCGGGUGUUUCCCAGCCACCAUGGCUUUUGAGUUCAAGCCGGACCCGCUAGCCAAAGCAAAGCCUUUCUACAUUGUGCGCUUCCUGGAGGCGGUGGCAAGGACAAAGCUGGCUGUGGACCUGGGACCAAUCGCACCGUACAAGCCCUACCAGGCCUCAACACGCAAGCCAGUGGAUACCAUGGUAGAGGAGGGGGAGCCUCCUGAGAGUUUUGUUGUGCAGCUUUUGAAAAUGGUGGUGAACUUAAAGGACUACAAAUACCCCUUUUACCUGAAGGAGCUUGCAAAGGAAAGGCUGGAGAAUUCUGAGUAUUUAUCACCUGCAGCACGAGAACAGCUCCCUUCAGUGAAGUCUCUGCUGGAGUCUCCCCUGACCUUCCAGAACUACGCCAGACGCUUCCAGCUGCUGCUGCACCUAGAGGAGAUCCAGAUGGAAGUGGACAUCAGGAAGUAUGACAUGCACAACCAAACAAUGUCCAAGGACCGGAACAACAAGAAGCUCCUCGUUCUGCAGGUCCCGGGCGUGGCAGAGAACAGACCCUCGGUCCUGAGAGGGGACUACUUAAAGGUGUGCAAGGCUGAGGACAAGAGCCAGCCCAUCAUGGUCUACAAGGGCUAUGUUCACAGAGUGGAGCUGGAGAGAGUUAAACUGGGAUUCUCCAAGAAGCUGCUGCAGAACUUCAUCAGCAACAUGAAGUUUGACGUGGAGUUCACCAUCAACCGCUUUCCCCUGAAGCUGCAGCACCGGGCAGUGGAGCUGGCUGUCAAACACCACCUGGAGGAGGUGCUGUUCCCCACAGGCGCUGCCUCCAGGGACAUGCCCCUCCCUGCCCCCAAGCUCCAGCUGAGCCUGUUCGACAGGAAGCUGGAGAAGAACCCGGAGCAGCGCACUGCAGUCCAGCGCAUUGUGUCUGGAGUGUCCAAGCCCGCUCCGUACCUAGUGUUUGGGCCUCCCGGCACCGGAAAAACUGUCACCUUGGUUGAAGCCAUCAAACAGGUCCACAAAACCCAGCCCUCUGCCCACAUCCUGGCCUGUGCCCCCUCCAACAGCGCCUCCGACCUGCUGUGUGAGCGCGUGCAGGAACACGUAGGCACCCAUCAACUGUACCGCCUCUAUGCCAGCAGCCGGGAUCCUGGGACGGUGCCCAGCAGCCUGCAGAAGUGCUGCAACUGGGAUGAGAGCCAGGACAGCUUUGUGUUCCCCUCCAAGAAGACUCUAAUGGACUACAAGAUCAUUGUUGCCACUGUAGUCACAGCUGGAAGGCUAGUGUCUGGAGGCCUCCCUACCGGCCACUUCACCCACAUCUUCGUGGACGAGGCGGGGCAUGCUGUGGAGCCGGAAUGCAUCAUCGGGAUGGCGGGACUGCUCAAGGCGGAGACGGGGCAGCUGGUGCUGGCAGGAGACCCCAAACAGCUGGGACCCAUACUGCGCUCGCCGCUGGCCAUGCAGUUCGGACUGGGACUUUCUCUGCUGGAGAGGCUGAUGCGGGACAAUCCUAUCUACCAAAAGGAUGGGAAAGGCGGCUGCUUCAACGACCGCUUCGUCACCAAGCUGCUUCGCAACUACAGGUCCCACCCAGCCAUCCUUAAGAUCCCCAAUGAGCUCUUCUAUGAUGGAGAGCUGCAGGUGUUUGCUGACAAGAACUUGCGAAACUCCUACUGCAACUGGGAACACCUGCCCAAGAAGGGCUUCCCGGUGAUUUUCCAUGGAGUGAUGGGAAAGGACGAGCGCGAGGCGAACAGCCCCUCCUUCUUUAACGUGACGGAGAUCCAGAUCCUCAUCGACUACCUCAAGAAGCUGCUGCAGACUCAGGGCAAGAAGGGCCUGGCCGUCUUGUCCCCGAAGGACAUCGGCAUUAUCGCCCCCUACAGGAAGCAGGUGGAGAAAAUCCAGAAAGCUAUCAAAAGCGUUAAAGAGCUGAACCAGCUGAAGGACAUUGCGGAGCUGAAGGUGGGCUCAGUGGAGGAGUUCCAGGGGCAGGAGCGCAUGGUGGUCAUGGUGUCGGCAGUGCGCAGCAGCAUCAACUACGUCCGGAUGGACCGGGACUUCAGCAUCGGCUUCCUCACCAACGAGAAGCGGUUCAAUGUGGCGGUAACCAGAGCCAAGGCCCUCCUGAUUGUGGUGGGAAACCCUGUCAUUCUCAACAAGGACCCCACCUGGGAACGAUUCAUCCGCUACUGCACAGAGGAGAAAGGGUACACUGGAUUCGACUACGCCGACGCAGAGGGAGAGGAAGACGUGGUGAUGCGCCUGGCUGCCCUCAGCAUCCAAGUAGAGCCUGAAGCGGAGUCUGAGGAGAGCAGUCUCCAGCAGUACCUGCAUCCACAGUGGAGGAACGAACAGUGACCCAGCACGACCCCAUGCUCACUGAUCAGAGCAAGACGGAACCACAGGGACAGUCCAACAGCUGAUCAGUUAAUCGAUCCAUCCACUACUCAGUUGUCCUUACACAACAUUUGAAUAGUAGGUCGGUCAUCCCCCCUCAGCUGCAUUAUGGACAAACAUGUACAUGAAACAAGUUGCUAUUAAAAUAAUUCUAUUAAUGGCAAAUACAGCAAUACAGACCUUUUACUAGUAGUCCCAAAUAUUAAAAAUAACAGAUAACUUCAUUUUUAACCCCACUGCACAGCUAGACACUACAUAGCAGCAAACACUAGUCAAAGUGCCUUUACCUGCAAUACAGUAUAGUGAUGCAAAAUGACCUGCAGCAGAGCAAUUCUGCAUCUCACUUUGAGUCUCAAAGUUUAUUUUUAAACAGGUGAGUUGUGCUACAUCUUUGUAAGUGUCAGAAUUUCUCCACAAGCAGUGCCUUACUUAUUUAACUAUGUAUUUCAAUCAGUUUAAUGACAAUCAUAUUUUUAAGGCUCCCUUAUUCACUUCCUGGUUUGCAGAGUAGUAAAUGCACCUUACCCCAUGAAAAGCAUGAAAAAGAAAUGAAAAUAUAGGUUAUACUGCAAAGGAGAAAUUUUAAAGCCCUUUUCUUAUCUGCCUUAAAAGGAUCUCAAUGCAUUUUGGUGGGUUCCCAUCACAUUUAUGACAUUUGAAGUAAUGUUAAAAUUAUUAUAAACUUUGCUGCUAGGUUUUCCCUAUACUUUUUGAUUUUAUUUGACGGCAAGAUUAUUUUAUAAAGUAUUUCAUUGAUGUAUGA
This is a messenger RNA of Megalops cyprinoides (Indo-Pacific tarpon), 3993 nucleotides long. It is a transcript of the gene mov10a, whose product is annotated as Mov10 RISC complex RNA helicase a. Bases 126 to 3191 code for a protein of 1021 amino acids. The record is from RefSeq and is a predicted model, not a curated record. NCBI's taxonomy places the organism in Eukaryota, Metazoa, Chordata, Actinopteri, Elopiformes, Megalopidae. The transcript has 22 exons. Gene Ontology annotation, molecular function: RNA binding; 5'-3' RNA helicase activity.